[Torrubiella] hemipterigena is the source of this 2125-nucleotide messenger RNA. The record is from the annotation of a GenBank genome assembly. NCBI's taxonomy places the organism in Eukaryota, Fungi, Ascomycota, Sordariomycetes, Hypocreales, Clavicipitaceae.
UGCUACUCCUGACCAACCUUUGGCCUCUUUUGUUGUAUUUGCUCUUGAUUUAAAUCAAUCAAUGCUCUACUCUGUGUUUCGCCUUGGGCAAGCAUAUUACAAUGGGUAUCUCUCGCAGUGCCGUUCCGCAAACAGACCCUGAUCACCCAACAGUAGUUUCCCACGACCACGAAGACGACAUUGAGCUCCUAGAGCCUAAAAAGCACAUGUAUGAGCGCAUAGCGUCUACUGACCAUUACGCAGCGCACGGUAGCCCUCAUGACAAACAUGUUCUAUCCAGCCUAGCAGUGUGGAAAUGGGAGCUCCUGUCCUUUUCGGCGGGUGCUGUCUCCCUCAUCGCCAUCAUCAUUCUUCUAUACACCUACAAUGGUCGUGACACCUCUGACUGGAAAGCACCAUUCUCUCUCAACACUGUGGUAUCUAUAUUUUCCACCAUCUUCAAGGGUACUCUCGCUUUGCCUAUUGCCGGCGCAAUGGGGCAGCUAAAAUGGAUCUGGUUUUCCAAGCGGCCUCGCAGCCUGGCUGAUCUCUCUAUCUAUGAAAAAGGUGGCAGCGGUGCAUGGGGGCCUGUCAUGCUACUCUUUCGACAACUCCGCGGACAGCGGUUCUCUUCUCUAUCCAGCUUUGGUGCUGCUCUUCUUCUUCUCGCCUUCGCUGUCGGUCCUUUCUCUCAGGCAUCCCUCGCCGUGGGCACUUGCCACCAAAUCCUUUCACCUACAGUUUCAGCUCCUGCACAAGUCCAGCGCGUUUUGCAAUCUCACCAAGGUGAUUCAGUUGGCUAUGGUACGAAGCUAAGCCCAGCUAUGAAAAUCGCCAUGUACGCAGGAAUCUAUACGAUGCCGCCGAAUAGCUCCGUCACAGCGCAAGUUACUUGCUCUACGGGCAACUGUACCUUCCCAUCGUUUACCACGUUGAGCAUGUGCUCUUCGUGUUCCGAUAUUUCUGAUCGAAUCCAACGACCGAACAAUCGAACCUGGAUGCUAGUAGGACAAGGUUACAACUCCACAGUAUUCCGCAUCGACACACCUGGAUUUGGUAGCCGACAUGUAUAUGUCAAUGUGACUACCUCAGCCAACGUAUCUUUCCCCUUCAGAAAAGACUAUGAGAAGAAUAGAAGCUCGCUCAUGGAUUUCCAAAUCCUCGCCAUGAGCUGCAAAAACGAAGGGCCGUGCAUGUUGGAUAACGGCCCAAACGACACAGCAGUUGCGUUUGAAUGCAGAUAUACCCCCUGCGUCAGAACCUAUAGCGGCAGCGUUGUAAACCACAUAUAUCAGGAACACGAAACCUCUCAGCAGCCGUUGUAUCCUGAAAUUGAUUACCUAAACCCACAAAAUACUCUUUUCCAGUUGGAAGCAAACGCAACGUUGCCAAACGGUACCAUUGUCGACUGCAGUUCAUCUACUGAAAAGAGCGCGUCGCAUAGUAUGGAAGUUACGACGCGCGGAAGCCGGUACGAGUUCUUGGCUCUCAACAGUACGCGCAAUUUCACGCCAAAAACCAUCUAUUAUCGUCCGGAAUGCGUUUACAAGGUUAACGCGGGAGAAACAUCCGCAUUACAAUACUUCAUGAGAGAUUUUUUUGGCGGUGCUAAGCUCUAUUUGGCGUUCAGGGAUAGCAACAGCGACUACCCCUGGCUGGACCAGCUAUGGAAUAGAGGAAAGCUGAAUGUAUCGUCGGUAGCUACAUUCGGCGAAGGCAUUGCCAGAUCAAUCAGCGCGCAGUGGCGCAGAGACCCCCAGCCCGUGGGUGUUGAGGACGUUGUGGGACAAACUCAGAAGGCACAGCCUUGCUUUAAAGUUCGCUGGAGUUAUCUUUCUUUCUUGGCCAUGCUCUGCGUUGCUGAGCUGCUUUUUCUUAUCGCUGUUCUCAUUACCAACUAUCGGAGCCCCUGGCAAGGCGAUUGGAAAGCAUCCAACGUACCUCUUCUGUUUCAAGAUCUUCAGCUUCAGAAUCCAGCAACUGAACAGAAGGAAGCCGACUUGUGUAGGAAGGUCGCAAGUGUUACUGCUCUGUUUGUACCGAAAGCUGGGCGCUGGCACUUGGAUCGACAAUAGACGCUGUACUUUUCAACUUCAUAAGCUAUAGGAAAACGAAAGAUGAGUUUAUCAAUUCAACCCAAAACUGU